AUCGUGUAAAACUUGGGGUUGGAUUUUUGUGUCAGUAUUGGGCCUACACGCAAUAUAAAUGUGACAUUGAGUGUACCCUCGAGACUGAGUUUAGUUACAUUGAGAAAUUGCACAGCAUUCGUGAGACUAUGAACGACCAGUGUGUUUGUUAGCUAGAGCAGAUGCCAGAGGCUAAAACCAACACAGUUGAUGAUAUGUUUGUACCGUUUGUAUCGAUCCUAAGGUUCUCAAGGUAGUAGUGGUUUGAAUGAGUUGCAUGUCAAGAAUAAUCAAUAAUGGUAUAAUUCAACUCCUGUAAUUCGGAUGUGCACAAUAUGGUAAGCAAAGCCCUAAAGAAUUGCAAGAUUGGAAUGGUGGGAUCUGCAGUCUGCUGCUGCUAAUGCAAAUUGGUUUCUGUCCCAGGUGAACAAUUGAUUCAUCUUUCUGCAUAUCAUGGUUCCUUGUAGAAUCAGUAUCGGAAGUCUUGGUGAGGACGGUUCUUAUAGCACGAUGGAAGAUGUGCAAGUGAGAAACUGCACCUUCAAGGGAACACAAAAUGGAGCAAGAAUCAAGACAUGGCAAGGCUGAUCAGGGUAUGCUAAGAACAUCAUUUUUGAGCAUAUCACAAAUCAAGAAGCCAAGAACCCUAUCAUUAUAGACCAGAAGUAUUCUGAUGAUUCCACUGCUGGAUUUGGAACUCUGGGUGACCAAGGCAGCGCUGUACAAGUGAGCGACGUGACGUUUUG
Fragaria vesca subsp. vesca is the source of this 725-nucleotide messenger RNA. Its product is annotated as probable polygalacturonase At3g15720-like. The record is from RefSeq and is a predicted model, not a curated record. Gene Ontology annotation, molecular function: lipid binding. The coding region runs from base 433 to 567 and encodes 44 amino acids. The transcript has 3 exons. NCBI's taxonomy places the organism in Eukaryota, Viridiplantae, Streptophyta, Magnoliopsida, Rosales, Rosaceae. Gene Ontology annotation, cellular component: endoplasmic reticulum.